AUGUCGUUCGCGGCCCGCAGCGCUGUCGCGCCCCAGGUCGCCUCCGUGGCCCCCGCCCGGCGCGCCGCCGGCGCCGUGUGCCGCGCGGCCCCCAGCGACUCCGCCGUGCCGCAGGGCUCGCGCCGCGAGGUCCUCCAGGGCGCGGCGCUCCUCGCUGCGUCGCUCGCGGCCGGUCCGGCCUCCGCCGCUGCCAAGAAGCCCAAGGGAUACAACAUCUGCCGUGACGACAACGACAACUACACGUUCCUGUACCCCUUCGGCUGGCAGGAGGUCUCCGUCGACGGGCUGGACGUGUGCUACAAGGACGUGAUCGAGCCGCUGGAGUCGGUGUCGGUGUCGCUGGUGCUCACGGACAAGGAGAGCGUCGAUGAGUUCGGCACGCCGCUGGAGAUUGCCGACACCCUCGUGGCCACCGCGCUCUCGAACAAGCGCCAGAAGACCAAGGUGCUCGACGCCAAGCGCGUCGAGCGCCAAGGCCGUCCGUACGUCGAGUUCGAGUUCCUCGCGGAGGCGCCCAACUACACCCGCCACGCGCUGGGCGUGGUGACGGUGUCCAACGGGAAGUUCUACAUCGUGUCGACGGGCGCGAACGAGCGGCGGUGGGGGAAGAUGCAGAAGAAGGUCAAGACGGUCGUCGACUCGUUCGAGAUCCUGUACGGCAACCCCGCCGCCUAA
This is a messenger RNA of Pedinophyceae sp. YPF-701, 675 nucleotides long. The record is from the annotation of a GenBank genome assembly. Lineage: Eukaryota; Viridiplantae; Chlorophyta; Pedinophyceae.